Molecule: messenger RNA, 1038 nt
Organism: Peronospora farinosa
Lineage: Eukaryota; Oomycota; Peronosporomycetes; Peronosporales; Peronosporaceae
Source: the annotation of a GenBank genome assembly
AUGUCGAUAACGUUGCGGCGAAUGUCGCGAGCAGUGACAUGGACUUCUCUCUCUCGUCGCUGGUCAUCAACAACCCACGUCUCUCGUCUGCGUGAUACACCACAUCUGAAGCGUAAAUUAGGGCAGCAUUUGCUCGUAUCCGAUGACAUUUUGAACCAAAUCGUCGCAGCUUCCGAGCUUCCGACCAUUUCGUCCACUUGUCUCCAUGUGCUGGAGAUUGGUCCAGGAACAGGCAAUUUAACAUCAGCAUUACUUCAAGUGAGUCCAAGCGUACGAGUUCAUGCUGUUGAGUUUGAUCUUCGUAUGGUCGAGCAACUAAAGCUUCGUUUUCCAUCGGAGAUCGAGUCGGGAAGUCUCGUAGUGGAGCAUUCAGACUUUGAUGCAUUUCAAUUUGUGAUGGACAAGAAAGACGAGAGAAGGUUUGAUGCUUGUGUCGCCAAUAUUCCAUACCAAUUGUCGUCACUCGUAGUAUCUCGACUCUCGAAUUACAUCCAUCGUUAUCCAACAAGCUUCAAAUGUGCAGUGCUCAUGGUUCAGGAAGAGUUUGCAUUGAGAUUACUUGCUCAACCGGGAAACAAAAAUUACAGUCGCUUGAGUGCCAAUACGGCAUUGGUCGCUGAUGUCACGUCCAUUCUGAAAGUAUCACGGCAAGACUUUUUACCUCCACCAAAGGUAGACUCGCGAGUGAUUAAACUUGUCCCACGUGCUGCUUUGACGCCAGUGUUACCCACAAGUGACGAGCUUUUCUUUCAAAAGUUUGAUGCAUUGUUGAGAUUGUGCUUUGAACGGAAGAAUAAGACACUGAGAGCGUUGCUGCUGGCAAAGACGGCGAGAUCGCAGUAUUUGUUACAAGCGGCUGAAGGGGAGGACAAGCACCAGGCGAUUACCAAACGUGUAGAAGCCGCGCUGGAAGCAAGCGGACUUGCGUCUAAUCGAGCAGUCAAGGUGUCUGUGGCUGAGUUCAUACAAUUGAUGCAAGCAUUGCACGAACGCGGAAUUGAUCUACGUCCGAGCACUACACGUCAUUUCCAGGAUUAG